Anolis carolinensis (green anole) is the source of this 6401-nucleotide messenger RNA. RefSeq names its product RAS guanyl releasing protein 1 (gene rasgrp1). Gene Ontology annotation, cellular component: plasma membrane. The record is from RefSeq and is a predicted model, not a curated record. NCBI's taxonomy places the organism in Eukaryota, Metazoa, Chordata, Lepidosauria, Squamata, Anolidae. Gene Ontology annotation, biological process: Ras protein signal transduction; positive regulation of GTPase activity. The transcript is spliced from 17 exons. Gene Ontology annotation, molecular function: calcium ion binding; guanyl-nucleotide exchange factor activity. The coding region runs from base 16 to 2538 and encodes 840 amino acids.
CACUUCCUCGGGCGGAUGGAAGAAGUCUGCCUUAACCCCGCCUUCCGCGCUGGGCUCCUUGAGCGCUUGGCGGAGAGGCGGCCGGGGCAGCUGGCCUUUCCACGCGAGGCGGCGAUGCGAGUGGGCGCGCCCGGGGGGACCCCCAAAGGCACCCUCCCGGGCCGAGGUGACGGCGCCAUGAACCCCCCGGCUGGCCAGGACCCCACCCAGAAAGCUUCACAAGGAUGCAGCGCUGAUCCAAAGGCAGCUGUUGAGCUCAAGCAGCUCUGUUGCUCCCAUUCAGAUCUCGCUGAAACCACAGAGUUCAACGCAACAAUGCCUUUGGGGCACUUCGCCAAAGGAGCCAGCAUAGAUGAGCUUAUUGAUACUUGUAUCCAUUCUUUCGAUUCAGAAGGAAACCUAUGUAGAAAUGAUCAGCUAUUGAAGGUAACGUUGACCAUGCAUCAACUUAUUAUAUCAUCAACUGAAGUGCUGCAAAAGCUAAUAGAUUUAUAUCUCGAUGCUCUGGAAGAUAAUUCUUCUUUGCUUUGCUAUAAGAUAUGUUGCCUUGUAAGAUAUUGGAUAAGAGAAUUUUGGAUCAUGUUUAAAACUGAUUCCAGCCUUACAAGCACCAUGGAGGAAUUUCAGGAACUGGUGAGAACUAAUGGUGAGGAGUUACACAGCCGCCUAAUUGACACGUCUCAAAUAAAUGCUCGCGAUUGGUCUAGAAAGAUUACCCAGCGGAUAAAAUCCAACAGCAGUAAGAAACGAAAGGUGUCACUUCUCUUUGAUCACUUGGAACCAGAGGAGUUGUCCGAUCACCUCACUUACCUUGAAUUCAAGUCCUUCCGAAGAAUAUCAUUUUCAGAUUACCAGAACUACAUCAUGAACGGCUGUGUAAAGGACAAUCCAACAAUGGAACGCUCCAUUGCUCUUUGUAAUGGUGUUUCCCAGUGGGUACAACUAAUGGUACUUAAUAGACCAACACCACAGCUUCGGGCUGAAGUAUUCAUCAAAUUUAUUCGUGUGGCCCAGAAACUUCAUCAGUUGCAGAACUUCAACACAUUAAUGGCUGUUAUAGGUGGUCUUUGCCACAGUUCCAUCUCUAGGCUUAAAGAAACAAGUUCUCAUGUUCCUCACGAUGUUCAUAAGGUGUUCAAUGAAAUGACAGAACUGCUGUCAUCUUGUAGGAACUAUGAUAAUUAUCGCCGUGCUUACAAUGAGUGCUUUAACUUUAAGAUCCCUAUCCUUGGAGUACAUCUGAAAGACUUGAUUUCCCUUUAUGAGGCCAUGCCGGAUUACUUGGAAGACAACAAAGUUAAUAUCCAUAAGUUAUACUCAUUGUACAACCAUGUCAACGAACUGAUACAGCUGCAAGAUUUGGGGGCCCCAUUGGAGGCUAAUAAGGAUCUUGUUCAUCUCCUCACAUUGUCCCUUGAUCUUUACUACACAGAAGAUGAAAUUUAUGAACUUUCUUAUGCACGAGAGCCAAGAAGUCACCGGGCUGCACCUUUGACGCCUUCUAAACCUCCAAUAGUCGUAGCAGACUGGGCAUCUGGUAUUGCCCCAAAACCUGAUCCAAAGACCAUAAGCAAGCAUGUUCAGAGAAUGGUAGAUUCGGUUUUCAAGAAUUAUGACCAUGAUCAGGAUGGAUACAUCUCUCAGGAAGAAUUUGAGAAGAUAGCAGCAAGUUUUCCUUUCUCGUUUUGUAUAAUGGACAAGGACAGAGAAGGCCUGAUAAGCAAAGAUGAAAUAACAGCUUACUUCAUGAGGGCAAGCUCAAUCUAUUCUAAGUUGGGCCUUGGCUUUGCCCACAAUUUCCAGGAGUCCACUUAUUUGAAGCCAACUUUCUGUGACAACUGUGCUGGAUUUCUUUGGGGAGUUAUUAAACAAGGAUAUAGAUGCAAAGAUUGUGGGAUGAACUGUCACAAGCAAUGCAAAGAUCUGGUUGUAUUUGAAUGUAAGAGAAGACCUAAAGGCACACCUGUGGAUAACAGUCCGGCAUCAGCCCUUGCAUCUAGUCUCUGUCCCAUGGGACUGAAGGAGCACAUGCAUGGGUUGGAGGAGGGAGGAUUUCCAUUCCCUAACGGAGAAGUAGUUGAGCACAAUGAAGGGAGCAAAGACAGAACUAUUAUGCUGAUGGGGGUUUCAGCUCAAAAAAUCUCAGUGAGGCUAAAGCCUUCCAUCGUGCACAAGAGCACGCAGACUGACCUCAUGCUGAUACAGGAAGAAGGACUCCCUGGACAACAAAAAGAACCAGGAAUGCUACAAGAAAGCACUUUCCUCCAACCUACCGCUCUGUCUCCAUGCCCAAGCCCAGUUCUUAGCCGUAGAAAGGCUUAUGUGAAAUGGGAAAACAAAGAUUGCAACCAAAAAGGAAAGGAGGAGCCAUGUACUUUAAAACCUUCGUACCAGGAACUAGAGCAGGAGAGAAAUAUCCUUGCAACAGAGAAAGAGACUUUGAAGCUGCAACUUAAACAGGCACAUAAGAAAAUUGAAUUCCUCAGCGUUCGAAGAAAUCACAUUUUGGACAGCAGGGAACAUGGAGACUGCUUGUAGCUAACAAGUCAAGAGUUCUUCUCGUGGAAGAUAGUAAAGGCAAAUGGGUCUCAAGGUCUGUUGCAUUCAAGCGCAUGACAGGUGGCCCAUUUCAAACAAAGUUAUCCUUGUUCUGCCUGUUAAUAAUAUGUGUGGAUGCAUGCAUUCCCUUUUGAACAGAUUUAAAAGUUUGCUUUCUGUUGAAAAUGAUUUCACUUGGAAGUCUUUUUAAAUUGAAGCAAGCAAAACUAUUGCUCUGCUCCCAAUAACAAAAUUGAUUGAAAAAGAGAAAUGGAAAAGAUGCCUUCAGAAGCUUCUCUUUCUAGAACCGGAAAUAGUAAGCAAAUUUUGCAGUACAGAGCUGGAAAUGACGUUAUUGGGCAAGGUGAGAGAUGGAGAGAAGUUCUCAAAAUAGCAAACAAGUGUCUUGUUUUAUGUGGCAAACUGUAGCAGUUUAGGACAGUUUAGCCACAGGUUGUGUUGGUGUCAAAUGGACAGAAGAAUUAUGUGAUAUGUCUUCUCCCUCUGAAAUUUAUGCAUCUUAACAGUACUUUGCUCUAGCUGUGAUCUAUUCCCCCAUUCCUCUUUGUAGAAAUUCAGUUCAGAAUGAUUAGUAUAAUAACCUUCACCACACAAUACACCUGAAUUUCACAUAACUACAUUUCACAUGAGUUUAUACACAUACACCCCUUUUAAAGUAAAUUUGGUCUACACAAGCAGAUUGUUGCUGUUUCACUUACUAAAUUCCAAAUAUUAAUUAAUUGAAAGUUUUCCUGUAUGUGAGCCACAGAUUCAGCUACAUGAUCAUUGUAGAAGCAGUGAAGGCCAUCGACAUUUCAAAACCCACACAUAGGUAGUGACGACAGCAUAACAACCUUGAUUUUGUGAUGGGAGUGUAACUUUACCCUUCACAUUUAAUUUGAACAAAGCAUUGUUUUUUUACUUAUUUUAAUGGUAUAUGGAAUCGAGAACUAAUCACUUUUUAAAGGAUCCCACUCAGAUUUUGGCGUUGUUGUACCUGCACUGAUUUUUCAAAGGGCACUUGAAGUAAUUUAUUCAUGAGAAGUAUGGUGAAAUGAAAAUUCUUUUUGCUUGUGAAUCCUGUUGAGCCUCACUGGAUCUUCUACAGUGGUAAAGGUUCCUUUGCUUCCUUUCCAAUUAUUUUGCCGUGCUGAAUCCAAUGUAUGGCGGUCAUAGUGUAUAGAAGUCCAGUCAUUUCUAUCAGAGUGAACGUAAUGGAGAAAGCACUUGAAAGUUGAAAUGCACAUUCAUCUCUUUGCACAGCUUUUGGGAAAUUGGGUGUAGUUCCUUACAUGCAAGCAGCAGGUUCAAAACCUGGCUUGAAAAGGAAAGCCCUUGAUAGCAUUAGCCUGCUUCCUCCUCCCCCCCCCCCCCCGCCCAAGCCAACUUUACUUGAUUAAAUGGCUCAGUAGUUUUAAACUUCAUUCCUGCACACUUAAUAGGUAAUAGGUAAUUACUUAACCACAUCUGUGAAGAAAAAAGCACAAAAAUCAUAUACUUUUGUUUCGUCUUAUAGAAAUAUCUUGUGAUUCAAGGUAAAUGAUACACUAUGAAAUGUGGUAUCAGGUGCUUGUGACUUGGUGUAGUGUGUGUUUUAUUUAUUUACAUCUUGUUUCAAACACAUUCCUUAAUUUAUUUUUACAAGAAUGAGGUAUUAGCUGCCCACCUCUUGCAGCAUUUUAUUUUGUGCUGCAGUGUGUAUAUAUUCUUUUGGAGUGGUUUCACUAUUAAAUAACUCCAGCAUAAUCUGUUUAUAAGAUUAUUUGUAUAAACAAACCUGUAAUUUAAAUGUAUGGUUCAGAAACCAGCUUCAGUUCUGUUAGGUAAAUCUGAUAGUGUUGUAACUACACUCCACUGAUUGUAAAUAUUUAUAAAUUUGUCAUGCAUGGGCUUUAAAAGGUAAACAGAGUUGACUCAGAGCAGUUAUACACUAAGCAUAAACAAUUAAACCACUCUAGAAAGGAAACCCUUAACAACUAGCUAAUGUUUUGCUUCCCCUUCUUUCCUCACACAUUUGCCUUCCUUCAGCAAUCUUCCUCUGUAGUCAAAAACCCUUCUAGUGGGGAACCUUUUGCUCCUGAAGGUUUUCAUUCCUUCCAGAAAGUGGAAUCGUGAUCCAUAGAUGACAGAAACAAGUAUCAAUGAACACACACAGUCACACAAAUAUAUACCACACACACACACAUAUAUAUACAUACACACCCUUCUUUUAUUCUCACUUCUCUCAAUUUUUAUAUAUAUCACAAAACAGCACAUCCAGAACUUCAUCUGUUCUCUAUAAGGUUGCAUUGAGAAACAAGAGUCCUCUUUUCAACAUACAGCACAGAAGUAGUGAGGUACCCAUAUUCCUGCUCUCUGUGGGCAUCUCCUUGUACUUCUCUAGUAUAUGCCAAAGGCAUUCCCCCCAGCACACAGCAAAGAAGGAAUGAAACUUUCAUACUUGCUUCAAAGGUAGAUGAAUAAAGAGGCAGAUGGGACCAUCAAGAGUGAUAGCUAGUAAAUCUUUAGUCACUUUAAAUGUUAUAUUCCUGACUGGCUUGCUCUCUUUUGCCUGCCUGGGCCUUGGGCCCACUUCCUCUUGGGGAAAUAAGGUGGGGAUUCAGUCAGCAAAAAGCUGGCCUUCAUGCCUAUACAGGUGUGAGAGGCCAGUGAGGAAAUACAGUCAAGUCAAACCUUUCAUACAAUUCUUUAAAUUGUUUUAAGUAAUUUGACUGAAGCCAAAAAUAUGUGUUCUCUUGUAGAUGAAGUUGCUGAGAUAAAUGAUGUGGGAGUAUUUGUAAAGCAGCGUGCAAAGAUAACUAACUGUAGCUCACCUUCAUGGACCUGAGUCAGUAAAUAGUUGCAGGAGUUACCCAAAAGGUGGCAAAACCAUAAAAACCAACCAAACUUACCUUCCUGCAAUCUACAUUUAAGAUAAAUAUGCUCAUGGCAAAACCUCCUAAACCCUCGUAUUAGGUAAGAUUUGACUUCCUGAAGGAGCAUACCCUAGGAAUGCAUUUUUCCUGAUUAUACCUAGUGCACUGGUUUGUAUCCUUUCAUAGAAGUCACAUACGUAUUUCUGUAAACUAGAUCAGAUUGCUGUAUGAGCAACAUGUAGAACAUUUGAAAACAAUGUGGACAUUUCAUUUGUUUUAAGGGAAGUAGCUAGGCUGUUAACAAGAAUUAACUGGUUUAUUAAUUUCAGUGUAAAAUUCAAGGUACUGAUAGUAACCUGUACACGUCUGGUUAGUGGUUCCCUUAUGUAGCCACAUGAAGGUCAUGAUUCUAUAGACAGAUAAAUGCUGUUGUAGAUUUGAUUGUUUUUGAGUCUCAUGUGCAAACAGAUCAGUAGCCUUAUUUCCCCCCUAAAUGUAUGUGAGUUCAUGAACAGGCUUCACAGCCACACUAUCAGCUUUUAAAACCUCUAUUUGCAUGAAAUGAUGCAUUCUCAGUACCAAUGUAUUAGCUAUUGCUCAAACUAUCACAUUACGCAUAUUUAUAGCAAUUGUUCUCAAAGUUUUGAAAAACAUUUGCAGUCUGUGAUGCCAGCAUGACGGACAUAUCCUUCUCAGCAUUCCUUCCAUACUACACAUAUGCCAAAACAUCAUACCCUUCAAGUUAUUAAGGCUUCUCAUCUUAUACUAAUGCUAGCUAUUUCACAUUUACUAUAACUGAAAUGAGUACAUGGAAAAGUAUGAAAAAAUCAAGAAUGUGAUCUUGCAACAGCAAUGGUUUUUUAAAGUCUUUUCUUCAAAUCUGCUUUCAUCUGACAAAGAUAUCUGUAAGACUGUGAUAAGCAAAGAAACUGACUUUUAGAUGUACAGGCUGUAAAAGGUGGGUGAUGUGCAUUUAAUUUGAUAUUUAUUAAAAUUUGAACGACAUAA